CCCCGCCCCGGCCCGGCCCCAAGAUGGCGGCGCCCUUGGCGCUGCAGCUGCAGGAGCUGCUGGACCCCCGGCCCGGCCCGCGGGACCCCGAGGACGAUGCGGAGGAAGCUACAGUUGCUAAAGUGAUUGACAGAUUUGAGGAUGAAACCACGGAUGACAUUUUGCCUGUUGGCAAUAUCAGGAAAAGAGCCUCAGCCUUUCUCCUGGAAGCUGAUAAGAGGUACAGUGGAAAAGCCACAUCUCGGAAAGCUUUGCAGGAAGAGCUCUGGGGAGAUGCUCUGUCUGAAGAAGGAUCUGCUGAAGAAGCACUAGAUGACUGGUACAGUGGCAGUGAAGGCUCAGAAGAGGAGGACGGUGUUGGCACAAAGGGCAGGGAGAAGCCCAGCAGUGCUGGCAGUGAGCAGGAGGAUGACUUGGAGGAUGAUGAAGAGGCCAAGGCACCAGAGUUCAGCUCCCAGAAUAUCACAGACUUUGAGAAGUUUACAGAGGGGAUGGAUGAUGCAGGGAGCAGUGAAGGGGAGGAUGAAGAGGAGGGUGAAGAUGAUGCUGACAUGGAAGAAGGAAGUGAGGAGGAGGAGGAGGAGGAGGAAGAAUUUGGGAGUGAAAACCACGAUGAUGGAAAAGAAACCAAAGACAACGAAGAUGAUGGGGGAGUGCAGACCUUCUCCAGAGGACAGGAGUCUGAAGAAGUGGAGAAGGGCAAAGCUGUGAGGAACCAGCUAGCCCUGUGGGACCAGCUGAUGGAAGGGAGGAUCAAGAUGCAGAAGGUGCUCAUGACUGCCAACAGGCUGCCCCAGCCAGACACCUACCCCAGGUUCAGGAAGGAGGGGGGACAGGACUUUGACAACGCUGUGGAGAGCUGUUGUAAAACCCUGGAGGCCUUGCUGAAAGUGCUGGUGGAGCUUCAGGAUGAGCUGCUUUAUCAGUACCCAGGCACGAGGCAUCUGGUGGAUGGAAAGCAAGCAAAAACUGAGAGUGAGGAUGAAAUCCUGAGCAGCAGCGAUGAGGAGCCAGUGGAGAAGGCUCAGGAGAAGAGGAGGAGCCUCCCCAAACGGAAGCUGAAGUUUGAGGAGUACCCUGAGUUCAUAGCCAAGCGCUACAAGGACUUCAGGACCUACAGGAACAGCACCCUGCAGAAGUGGCACGACAAGACCAAGCUGGCCACUGGCAAGAUGGGGAAGGGCUUCGGAGCCUUGGAGCGCUCGGUGCUGGCGCAGAUCGAUCACGUCCUGCUGGACAGGGAGCGGCUGCUGCGGCGCACCCAGACCCGCCGCUCCCUCUACACCGUGCUGGGCAAGCAGGAGCAGCAGCCUGCCCCGGCCCCUCAGCCCGACAGCUCGGAAGUCCUGCCCCCCUCAGACUCCAACAGGCACCUGAAGGACAUCGAUGAGGAGAUAUUUGAUGAUGAUGACUUCUACCACCAGCUCCUGCGAGAGCUGAUCGAGCGCAAAACCGCCUCCCUGGACCCCAACGACCAGGUGGCCAUGGGCAGGCAGUGGCUGGCCAUCCAGAAGUUACGGAGCAAAAUAAAGAAGAAAGUGGACAGAAAAGCCAGCAAAGGAAGGAGAAUCCGGUUCCAUGUCCACAGCAAGCUGGUGAGCUUCAUGGCACCCAUUGACCUCUGCACAAUGAAUGAUGAUGCCAGGACGGAGCUGUACCGGUCGCUGUUUGGAAAAGUCCGGAACGGAGAAGAGGCAGAGCAGAAUUAGGAGCUGGGAUUGAGCUCCAGGUGUUCUCCAGCUGCUCCCUCAGGCUGCCCAGGAGCAGAGCCAGCUCUCUCAGCCUCUGGUUUGUCCCAAAAAUCCCCCUGAAGGAGCACCAAACCUGCUGCAUCAGAGGAGAGUGAGCCUGGCUGAACACCCCCUGCCCAGCCUGAAAUGCUUCCUC
Messenger RNA from Lonchura striata (white-rumped munia), 1887 nucleotides. It is a transcript of the gene AATF, whose product is annotated as apoptosis antagonizing transcription factor. Gene Ontology annotation, cellular component: nucleolus; nucleus. NCBI's taxonomy places the organism in Eukaryota, Metazoa, Chordata, Aves, Passeriformes, Estrildidae. The record is from RefSeq and is a predicted model, not a curated record. Gene Ontology annotation, biological process: regulation of transcription by RNA polymerase II.